CGGUCAUAUUACUUUUACCUACGGAUAUAUUUAUUCUAUUAAUUUUUUUAAUAAUUUUAUACAUUACUUUUACCUACACCCAUAUUACUUUUACCUACAGCUAUAUUUUACUUUAUUAAAUUGUUAAAUAAUUUUAUAUUAUAGAUAAAUAAUAUUUUUUAUAUAAAUUAUAAAAUUAUUAUUUUCAUUAAAAAAACGUAAAACUUAAGUUUUUUUUUUCAUUGUCAAAACUCAACUUUACUAAUUACUAAUUAAAAAAUUAAAAAUUAAUUUUAAUUAUAAAAUAUAUGUUUUUAUACUAAUUAGGACAAACAUGUCAUUUUCAUUUCAAUUUCAGCUUGCAACUUGUGGAAGCGAUGUAAAUCUGAAAUCGUAGAAUCCACCGUCAACUCUCUGUUCAAUCGCCGCCACCGUCAACUUCCUGUUCAAUCGCCGCCACCGUCAACUCUCUGUUUAAUCGCCGCCACCGUAACUCUCUGUUCAACCGCCGCCACCGUAACUCUCUGUUCAACCGCCGCCACCAUCAACUCUCUGUUCAAUCGCCACCACACAACUCGACUCUUUCUUUCUAAGAAAAAUAUGCUUAGAAAGAAACGCAGAAAAUUGGAAGCAGCUAGAGAGAUGUUGGAGGAUGGGGAGCAGAAUAAAUCAUUCAAAAGCAAGUCAAGGCCUCAUUAUAAUCUAAAUCUGCUGAGCAUCUCUGUCAGUGGCCAAGUUUUGCCAAUUGAUUCUGCUAUUUUUGCUACAUCAAACAAUAGAGGUACCAUUAUUGAUUCUGGAACAACUUUGGCAUACAUUGCAGAAGAGGCUUACAAUCCCUUUAUCAAUGCGAUUACCGCUGCUAUUCCACAAUCUGUGCGCACUGUUUUUUCCAGAGGAAAUCAGUGUUACUUAGUUACCACCAGCCUUGACAUGUUUCCUCAAGUAAGUCUGAACUUUGCCGGUGGUGCGUCUCUCGUUUUAGGACCACAGGACUACCUUAUAAAGCAGAACUAUAUUGGAGAUGGAUCAGUUUGGUGUAUUGGCUUUCAGAAAAUCCCAGGUCAAGAUGUAACAAUUCUAGGAGGAAGAGUUAAAGAAGCAUAUGGUAGAGGAGGAAGGCAGCUCACAUGAUUCUCAAGCCACCAAAGAUUCUACAAGCUGGAAGAAUGAUGCUUAUUCAAAGGUUAAAGGACCUGAAAAGAGAGGACGAGUGCGUUGUCUUGGCAAGCUUCCCCGACAUGCUAGUUCUAGCUCCAAUGCAGAUAAUAGAGUUGCAACAUUAGAGAAUUUGCUUGGAAAUCUAGUUUCUGUUCUUCAAAUGCGGUUUUCUGAAGAUCCACAAGUUAACGAGGUCUUACGAGCUAUAGCUGAAGAGGUUUGAUUUUGUGUCACCUAUUGACCACAAUUUAGAUUCAAAUAUAUGAAAGUGAAGAUACAAUACCAUUCAAAAUUGUAGAUACAUGAAAGCUGGUGCUUCUGUUGAA
Messenger RNA from Vicia villosa (hairy vetch), 1466 nucleotides. Its product is annotated as aspartic proteinase 36-like. Gene Ontology annotation, molecular function: aspartic-type endopeptidase activity. Lineage: Eukaryota; Viridiplantae; Streptophyta; Magnoliopsida; Fabales; Fabaceae. The transcript has 7 exons. Gene Ontology annotation, biological process: proteolysis. The record is from RefSeq and is a predicted model, not a curated record. The coding region runs from base 580 to 1113 and encodes 177 amino acids.